AUGAUCCUUUUCAGCAGCUCCCCGGAGGAAGAAUCGUCUCUUUUACCGCCGAAGGAGACAUCGAACACUUACAUGGACUCCGAGAUUUCGUCAAACAGUUCGGUGUCGAAUCCAAGAAACUCUGGUUCCUCGCCGGACCAGCAAUCUUCACAUCCUUAUGUCAAUACUCUCUAGGCGCCAUUACACAAGUAUUCGCCGGUCAAGUCGGCACUCUCGACCUCGCCGCCGUCUCUAUCGAGAACUCUGUCAUCGCUGGUUUCUCCUUUGGUGUCAUGUUAGGGAUGGGGAGUGCCUUGGAAACGCUAUGCGGGCAAGCAUUCGGAGCUGGGCAGCUUGAUAUGUUGGGGAUUUAUAUGCAGAGAUCUUGGGUGAUCUUGAAUUCAACGGCCCUCAUCCUGACCUUUCUGUACAUUUUUGCGGAGCGAUUCUUGAAGCUGAUAGGGCAAUCGACUGAGAUCUCGAAGGCGGCUGGGGUAUUUGCGAUAUGGAUGAUUCCACAGCUCUUCGCCUAUGCCAUGAACUUCCCCAUCGCCAAGUUCUUGCAGUCUCAGAGCAAGAUGAUGGUGAUGGCAUUGAUAUCGGGGGUGUCUCUGUUACUCCACACCUUCUUUAGCUGGCUCCUGAUGCUGAAGCUUGGUUGGGGAUUAGUCGGUGCAGCCAUCGUUCUCAACGCCUCCUGGUGGUUCAUAGUGGUGGCUCAGUUGAUCUAUAUCUUCAGUGGGACAUGUGGUCGAGCUUGGACUGGCUUCUCAUGGAAGGCUUUUCAGAAUCUUUGGGGAUUUGUCAGGCUUUCUCUGGCAUCCGCUGUCAUGCUCUGCCUAGAGGUAUGGUACUAUAUGGCUUUGAUCCUCUUCGCUGGAUAUCUGAAGAACCCACAAAUUGCCGUGGAUAGCCUAUCGAUAUGUAUGAACAUUUUGGGUUGGGCAGUCAUGCUGGCUAUUGGAUUCAAUGCGGCCAUAAGUGUUAGGGUUUCCAAUGAAUUGGGAGCAGGGCAUCCAAGAACAGCUAAGUUUGCAGUUGCAGUGGUGGUUGUUACUUCAUUCCUCAUGGGCCUUGUCCUCUCACUCAUCCUGAUCAUCACCAGAAAUGAAUUCCCAAUUGCAUUUUCAAGCAGUACGGAUGUCAGAGAUCUCGUAACUGAGCUUACCCCAUGGCUCGCAACAUCCAUUGUCAUCAACAAUAUCCAACCUGUUCUCUCUGGGGUGGCGAUUGGAGCAGGGUGGCAAGCUUUUGUAGCUUAUGUGAACAUUGGGUGCUAUUAUGUAUUUGGGAUCCCAUUGGGUCUCAUAUUGGGCUACAAGAUCAACUUGGGUGUCACAGGAAUUUGGUGUGGAAUGCUCUGUGGAACCAUUCUACAAACAUGCGUGCUCUUCUGGAUGAUUUACAGAACCAAUUGGAAUAAAGAGGCAUCAAUUGCUGAGGAUAGGAUACGACAGUGGGGAGGAGAGAUCCAUGAGAAAUCCAAAGACAUAGAGAAGUAAACUCAGAC
Telopea speciosissima is the source of this 1489-nucleotide messenger RNA. RefSeq names its product protein DETOXIFICATION 29-like. Gene Ontology annotation, cellular component: vacuolar membrane. Lineage: Eukaryota; Viridiplantae; Streptophyta; Magnoliopsida; Proteales; Proteaceae. Gene Ontology annotation, molecular function: antiporter activity; xenobiotic transmembrane transporter activity. The record is from RefSeq and is a predicted model, not a curated record. The transcript is spliced from 8 exons. Bases 273 to 1481 code for a protein of 402 amino acids. Gene Ontology annotation, biological process: xenobiotic detoxification by transmembrane export across the plasma membrane.